AAUUCUUAUUCUGACCCUUUCCAGCUUUCGAAUGGGAGUCACCGACCCCAUCUAAAAACAUAAAGGCUAGAUCUUUAUUGCUCUAGGUUUGUUCAUGAAGAUGAUCAUUUGUUUUUGUAUCUUUGGGCUUCUACAUUGAAGAUUUUUGGUAUUUUGUUUAUGUGCUGCUCCAUUAUUGACUUGUAUAGGGAAAAACAAUAAACACGUAAAAAUGAAAUAAAAAACAAAUGCUCUGUAAGGCUACAAAUGUAUUGUUUUAUUAUUCCUCAUCUUUCUAUUCAGCCCUCUCCUAUUCAGAUUCAAAUCGAUGCACGGUUGCUAUAGUAAUUUGGACCCUAGCAACCCACUGCUGAAUAAAAAGCUAAAUAAUUCCAAAAUCAAUUGCAAAUUGUCUGAGAAUUUCCCUCUCUAUAUUAUACUAACAGUUCAAUAUGUUGUUAAAUUGUGAUGAUUUUGUGGUUGCAGCGAUGCACAAUAAGUGUUACAUGAGCGUGCUGCUUGCCGUACUUGCCGCAAUAUCCCUGUGUCGGCCAAUGACGGAUCUCCAAUCGGCACAUGAUGGAUCUCCCAGGAAGACUCCCGGCACCAGUUCGGAGCUGAGCAGACGGGACCUCCUGGCCUCCCUUUCCCAUGAGCAGAGGCAGCUCAUCUCCCAGCUUCUCCCCCACUUGUACACAGACCUGAGCAACAGUCAAACCCAUUUCCACCCCGUGCAGGACCGCGACUAUGCCGGAUGGAUGGACUUCGGCCGACGCAGUUUGGAAGAACCGGAGUCUUAAAUAUCCCCCCAUUCCGUUAACUUUACUAACCAGGGUGCCCCAUUAAGGGGGUUCCAUUAAGAAUGUGGUUCCGCUCAUGAUCCGAUGGGUUUCCUUCUCGAGGGACAAACGGGAGGAAAACUGAAAUAUUCCCAAUAAAGUAACAACCACGUUUGAA
Molecule: messenger RNA, 936 nt
Organism: Xenopus laevis (African clawed frog)
Lineage: Eukaryota; Metazoa; Chordata; Amphibia; Anura; Pipidae
Gene: gast.L
Product: gastrin L homeolog
Exons: 2
Coding region: 432-779 (115 amino acids)
Source: RefSeq, a predicted model, not a curated record